AUGGAGCCUCCGCCAGCGCCAAACCGCCAUGCCCCGGCACCUAGGCUACAAUCCUACACCGGCGGACUGCGCAUCCCAACCGUCAAUGAGGCACUCCCGUACUCGCCCUUCAGUUCCAUCGUCCCUUUCAAUCCAGACCUCAUAACCCCACCCCUCGCUCUUCCUUCCAGCACACCAACUGUAUUCGAUGCCUCCGAGGAUGUCCAAUCUGCACUUCGUGGGUUAGAUAAACUUGCAGCCGGCGCUAAGAGCGCGGAGCAAGCUUCGGAACGCUGCCAGAAGACACUCGAGGACGUGCAGAGGCUGUUGGAUGCACAGGGGCUCACUAAAUUCAAAUUCAAGACCGCCAAGCGAAUAAGACGCGACAGCGACGCAGCAAAGAAGCCCGUUCAGCAACCAGCUCUGAGUGCCUUUGCACAGAUGAUUUUUGACAACACGCGUGUGCCAUUCCACUCGAUAUUGCCUGGUCCGCCCACCGAGCUGCAUGGCAAUCGAGCCACAGUCAAGCCGACCCCUGUUCGCACGAAUGACAUGUCCAAGGCGACAUUAGCGACACAAAGUCCUGCUCAGGUCCAGAUCAACAGACCAAAGCAGUCAACGCCUCGACAAGCUCAGGUACAAACCCUGGGUGUAGUCAAGCCAAAUCAUGGCCAGGUGCAGGCCCUGCAUAAACUCCCGCCGCAAGACCAGGCGCCAAUCCACGUCCGGCCAUUCACUGACCCGGACCCGCCGGCUUCGGACCACGCCCAGUCAACACCGACUCGAUCUGUGACGAAAGCAUUUGUCGUGCCAACCGCCCUAACACCCGCACAGCGUGCAGAAUACCAGAUGAUUGAUGUGCCGAAUCUGAGCCACUCACGCAAUGAUAUUACGCCGUCCAGAAACCAAAGCGCGCAUCUCACAAAUCGAGGAUCGAGUGUCGAUCAACGGCAGAAGGCAGACACCGCCGUGGAAGCUUUGCAGACGCAAUUGCAAGUCAUUUUCGAGAGUCAGGACCAUCUGCUACCAGACACCUCCGACGAUGUGUCAAUUUCAUCGAACGCCUUGUUCGCGACCCGCGGCACUGAGGACGGAUCUGCGGUAUUGCUGAAUCAUCACGCUCAUACACAGCUGGACUCCGCCGUGCUCAAGGUCGUCGCAUUGGGCCGUCUCGAUGAUAUUGAAGUGGAACAUCUUGCACGGGUUCAAAGAUUGUGUGAGAGUUCUCUUACUACCCUCGGAUCUGGAUCAUUAAGAAUCGGCGAGGAUUGGAACGAGAAUGAUGUACUGGCAUGGUUGUCGCGGAUUGCUGAUGCCGAGAAUGGUCUUGUCGCCGGCCGUACUCUGCUACGGAUAAUGACAGGAGGCUCCCGCCAUAAAGAGCUACAGUCUGAGGACUACCUCAAGGCUGUACUCGAUGCUACGAACAACGUUCUCGACGGCUGCAUUCUACCAAUCAUGGAAGAGCGAUCAUCCGCCGGCGAGAAAAUCAAAGUUGAGAGGGAAGGAUCCACCAAUCCGAGGUUUGCAAUCGCCCUUGAGCACCGAAAAAUCCUGCAGAAACUGGUCCAAGCCAGUGUGAAGAACUUGCGACUUUUAGGAGCGUUGCUACUGAAGACAGAUGUCGACGAAACCGCCAUUUCCAGUAUUGAAUUUAUGUGCAAGUCUCUCAUCUUUGCGCAGGCUGGCGGAUCGGAAAAGGACGCUUCGCUGGGAACCCAGGCGGUUGAAAACAUGCGAGUGGCUGGCGUGGAUGUGCUGGCAAUGAUCUUUACCAAAUACGAGAGCCAGCGAUCCUUCAUCCUAAGCGAGCUUCUCAUGUCUGUUGAGCAGCUACCCUCCAGCAAACAGAGUGCUCGACAAUUCAGGCCGAUCGAUGCGAAGCCCAUUCAGCUUGUCUCUGCGUUGCUCAUGCGCCUCGUUCAGGCCAGUGCCACCGUGAGCGAAAGCUUGCUUCGUUCAAGCACAAGAGGCAAUGCAGAUUCCAGCGCAGAGGAUUCAGAUGAGUCUUCAGAUGAAGACGUCGCCGAUAGCGAUGAUAGCUCCCAGAGUGCUUCGGCGGCCAAGGGGAAAAGCCAACAGUCGAAGAAAGGGAAGGGCGCCAGGGAUCUCAAGUCUGUCUACACGCCCUUGCAAGCAGCAUCUAACAAACAUGCGUCGUAUGUCGUCGGGAUAUUGCUCCAGCGAGCUGUGUCGACCACAAAAUCGAGUGAUGAGCCGUUUCGGAGACUGCUGGAUAUCUUCACUGAGGAUUUCCUCAAUGUGUUGGGCUCAAGCGAUUGGCCGGCUGCCGAGACACUGCUGCGUUGCCUGGUCGUACGAAUGAUCAACAUGGCUGAGAGUCCCAAGAGUCCUGCGCCUUCACGUACCCUUGCCCUCGAACUUCUGGGAACCAUUGGUUCUGGCAUUCUCGACCUGCAGGCUGCGAUGGUAGACUCUAGCAAGGCCUUGCAAGAUGGCGACAGAAUUUCUCAAGACCUUGCUACCAUGGUCAAAAGGAUACAGGAUGAGACGUUCUCCAACAUCGCCUUGACCUCAUUCGAAGGGCCAUACAGGGUCGUGAUUGAAUAUUUGCACCAUCGAGAUCUCAAAGAUCCGCAGUUGCGGACUGCGCGCGGCUAUCAUCUCGUGCAGUGGGCGGCGCAGAUCUGUGAGGCUCGUGGUGAGGAUGGCAAAGCCACCAAGGCCGCGCCUACGGAGCUGCAAAACAAAGUACGCAACAUGAUCGAGGAUGUGCAAUGGCUGGAAGAGUACUCAAAUUUCCCACGGCCGACAACAGGACAGGGCAAGCUCGCUGCCAGGAUUAUUGCCUGCAACUCGACGCUCUGCAAGGCAUUCAACCGCAUAUUUGGCACCGUUUUAUCGUCGAUGAGCAGUGAGCAGCCCACCAUCAGGAGUCGCAGCCUCAAAAGCGUUACGGCACUCCUCGAGAAGGAUCCAGCUGUGCUUGAUAAUAAUCCGACAGUGCUUAGAACGAUCGUUCGCUGUCUAGGGGACAACUCGUCUCUGGUCCGAGACUCAGCUCUGGGCCUCAUCCAAAAGUGCGUCUCACUUCGCCCUGCCCUCGAAUUGAAGCUCUACGAGCGAGUGAUCCCUCGUACCAAAGAUGCAGCCACACUGGUUCGCAAGCGUGCAAUGGCCUUCCUCAAAGAAGUCUACCUACGAAACGACGACAACGAGGUCCGCGCAGCCAUCUCCAACGCAAUCAUUUCUCGCAUUCAGGACACUGAGGAGAGUGUUGCUGACGCAGCGAAGACCACCGUCGAGGAAAUAUGGUUCUCAGUUUUCCGGAACCGGACCGCAAGCGGGGAACGUUCUGUGGACAACCUACUUCGACUGCGUUCUCACGCCGCUUUGAUUAUCCACACGGUCGCCCUUGGAGACGAUGUGAUCGAAGUGCUCGAGGCACUGAUCAAAAUCUUGCUGCACAAGUCAAAGCAGGCGGCGGAGAAUACACGUAUUUGCAAAGACUUUGUGAGUGUUCUGUCCGACGGCAUGAUUGACAGUUCGGAUAUCCCCGGCUCGCCAACACAGAGCUCCAUACUGCUGGCAUUGACUGUGUUUGCUCGAGCUGGGCCGCGAUUGUUCACCGGCGAGCAGCUCGAGCGUUUAGAGCCGUACGCCAAGAAUCUGCAGACCUCAGACGAUCUUGUCGUCUAUCAAUCUGUUGUCACUAUACUACGAUGGACUCUGCCUGUCGUUCCCGGGAUCAAACAAGACUUUCUGCGCAAUCUUCAGAUGGCACUUGUUCAGUCCGCCUCAAAGCUUCCGAGAUUCGAGCUAAGCGCAAUAGCUCCUUGCUCGUGGACCAUCGUUACUAUCAGCAAGGACAACACACGUUUGGUAGCGUUCUUCGCUUCGGCUCUCGUGCAACUAUAUCGUAUGCGCGAUGCCGUCCUGCUCGACGACGAUCUCCACAAACCCACGGACAAGGCUCGACGACUUCUUAAUAUCGUGGGGGCAUUUGGUAAGGCCUGCAACUUUGAAUCCGAACUCAAACGCUUUCAAGACGGCUGUCCGUCCUGCACAGGGAGUACAGUCUCGGCCAUCUUCGUCGAGGUGUGUUGUUCCUACGUCAGUCCGAAGCGGCCAAUCAAAGUUAGGGAGGCGGCUUUAUAUGCAUUAUGUGCAAUUGGCCAAAGCAACCCGGACAGCUUUCUGCGCGAGGAUGUCACGAAUGCGAUAUCAGUGGUGUUUGAAGAAGGCAAUGCUCUGCUUGAACAGGUGCUGCUCAGUGGGCUUGAAUCGUUCUUUCGCGCGGGCGAGAAGCAUGUCGACGGCGCCGAUGGCACUGAUCUAGGGACUGGUGUCGACAGCGGCAAAGAGCGUCUUGGCGGUACAUACCAAGCGACGGGGUUCGACACUGCAUCAACUUCGCUCUCCCAGAGAUACCUCCAGCAGUUCUUACGGAUCUCGCUGACCUCCUUCGACGAAGUGGCGUUGACAGCAGCACGGAUCGUUGCCAGUAUCAACACCCAAGGUAUCGCACAUCCUGGCGACAGCGGACCGACACUCGUGGCACUGCAAACCUGUCCCAACUCGGACAUCGCCAAGUUGGCAUUCGUUUCGUACAAGGAGCAGUUCCAGAAGAACGAGUCUGUUCUCGAAAAGACUCUGGCCAAAUCGGUGCAAAAGUCCUUCGACUACCAACAGCGCGUCGCUCAAAGCACAACAGGCUUUGWUGGACAUCCUCCGGUAUCCAAGUUUCAUCACGUGUGGGAUGUCCUGAAGACGGGCAAGGGCAAAGCGCGAACAAAGUUCUUUGCUAAUCUUUGCGCUUCAUUGAACUUUGACCCAGCGAAGCUGAAAAUCUCCAGCGGCACAGCAAAUCAUUUGCUCUACGUACGGUUCUGCACCGAAGUCAUUGCUUUUCUGGAGUACAACAACAUCGCGGACUUGCUAGUCCUGCUUUCUUCCUUGGAGAAAACGUUUUCUGGCACAGGAACUUCGGUGGCGCAGUCCAUCGAAAGCGAAGUACUCCGCAUUCAGGUCCCUGUAUUCUCCUCCCAAUCAGCUGCUACCAGCGCCGAAGCCAUCGAACUCACGACUGUGGGAGCCAUUGAGCCGAAGAGACUCCAGCAGCUGGCGGUGUCAUCUCAAAUACUGUCUCUGAUAUGGGAGACGAGGUCGUUUUUGCAGAGAAUCUGGAACCUACAGAAAUUUGCCGGGAAAACAAAGCAUGCAGCGAAGGACACGAACCGUCCACCAACUCGCUCGACCAAUGCAUCUACACUGAUGGACGCCUUCCAGAAUCGGAUCAGCCAAAUCAUGGCGGAGUCAACCACAGAAGGGGAGCAGCGUGCAGUUUGCGGCGCAUUUGCUGAGCUCGUCAAGGUGGAUGGUGACGUAAAGGUCGACGAAGAUGAGGACGACAACCUCGAUCUCGAUAUGGAAGGUGUUGAUGACGGACGUAGUGAAGUCAGCUCAACGAAUAGCCCAUCCGCAGGGCCUCGUGGUAAGAAACGGAAGUCGAUUGACAACGGCAAUGCCAGUCCUCGCAAGAGAGGUCGCCCACGCAAAUCAAGUGUGACAAAGAGGAUGGUCGAUGAGGACGAUGAGCUUGGUGGGUGGAACUAG
Messenger RNA from Ramularia collo-cygni, 5556 nucleotides. RefSeq lists its product as uncharacterized. The record is from RefSeq and is a predicted model, not a curated record. Gene Ontology annotation, cellular component: Scc2-Scc4 cohesin loading complex. NCBI's taxonomy places the organism in Eukaryota, Fungi, Ascomycota, Dothideomycetes, Mycosphaerellales, Mycosphaerellaceae. Gene Ontology annotation, biological process: establishment of mitotic sister chromatid cohesion; replication-born double-strand break repair via sister chromatid exchange; regulation of gene expression. The transcript has 2 exons. Gene Ontology annotation, molecular function: chromatin binding. Bases 1 to 5556 code for a protein of 1851 amino acids.